AUGUGGAAUCCAGACAAGGAAGCCUCGGUUUCUUAUCUAUCUAUCUAUCUAUCUAUCUAUCUGAGUUUAAUCUGUUUCUAUCUCGAUCUCUCAAUUAAUCUGUUUCCAUCUACCUACGUUGAAUCUGUUUCUUUCUAUCAAUCUAUCUAUUUACCUAUGUCUAUUCAUUCAUUCAUCUAUCUAUCUAUCUAUCUAUCUAUCUAUCUAUCUAUCUAUCUAUCUAUCUAUCUAUCUGAGUUUAAUCUCUUUCUAUCCCUAUCUCUCAGUUUAAUCCGUUUUUAUCUCUAUCUGAGUGUAAUCUGUUUCUAUAUAACUCAAUCUGUUUUUAUAUAUCUCAGUUUGAUCUUUUUUGUUUUUCUGUUUCUCGCUAUCUAUCUAUCUCUCUACCUCUCUCUCUAUCUAUCUAUCUAUCUAUCUAUCUAUCUAUCUAUCUAUCUAAGUUUAAUAUGUUUCUAUCUAUUUAUGCCCAUUUACUCUUCAUUUAACUACCACGGUUUAAUCUAUUUCUAUCUCCGUUUAACGGGUCUGUCUGUAUCUUUUAGUUUUAUUUGUUUCUAUCUAUCUAUCUAUCUAUCUAUCUAUCUAUCUGUCAUUAUUGUAUUCCUCCAUGUAAUUGUCAAACAUGCCUGGAGGCGCCUUCGAACAUCGUUCCGUGGCUUACUUAGAGGAUAA
Molecule: messenger RNA, 672 nt
Organism: Acanthosepion pharaonis
Lineage: Eukaryota; Metazoa; Mollusca; Cephalopoda; Sepiida; Sepiidae
Source: the annotation of a GenBank genome assembly